Messenger RNA from Naegleria lovaniensis, 1398 nucleotides. RefSeq lists its product as uncharacterized. The coding region runs from base 1 to 1398 and encodes 465 amino acids. The record is from RefSeq and is a predicted model, not a curated record. The transcript is spliced from 2 exons. Lineage: Eukaryota; Heterolobosea; Eutetramitea; Acrasida; Naegleriidae.
AUGAGUAUUCUCUUUUGUGGAGAUUUGCUGCUGACUGGUUUGAACAACACGCAUCUCGCCACAGAUCAAGACAAUGAUGAAUACAAUCCAUACGAUAUUGACAAUCGUUUUGAAAAAUUUGAGUACAGACCGUCCUUGAUCCGAAAGGACACGGAAGAAAUGAUCUCGUUCUUCGAACACUCGACAUUGGAUCAUCCUCUCGAUAUUUCUUAUAUUUGUGCUGGUGGAGAAUUAACCACGUACAGUCUCUUGUUUUUGAAUGGGCAUGAACAUGAAUUUUUUCUUCAAGCUCAUAGAAAGAGUGGUACAGAUCGUUUUCAAAAAGUAUCAUUUGAGAGAUUGUUCGAGCAAAUGAUUCAAAAACUAUUACAUGAUGAAAAGAAUAGUGGUGAUAGACGAGAAAGAAGUUCUAACACUCAAAAAGGAGACUCGACCCAAUUAUCAUUUCAAGACUCACGAGAAAUGAAACAAAUUAUAUGCAACAAUGCACAUUGCAUUGUUUUUGAAAUGAUGGAUGGAAAAUUAUACUUGUAUGAUAUUGAAAAUGUUGUACUGUUUCCAUUUAUUACCUCUCACAAAUGUAAUCUCAAGUGUAUUGGUAGUGGAAUCAUGUCACCUGUAAUUCUUGUAAAUGAUAUUUGGAAUGAUGAUACUGUCAUGGUUAUUGACACCAAUGCAUGGAUCAGAGAAGAUGGAUAUAUUAAUUAUUAUGACAAUAUCACCAAGAUUACAUUUCGGGAAAAAUCAGCAGAGAUCAAAUUCAUGAAAAGCUAUUGUAGAGAACUUUUCUUAUUCGUUCUCACCAAUAAUUGGUUAUAUGUUUGGGGAUUUGGUACUUCUAGAUAUGGAUUCGAGCAUUGUCCAGAAAAAACAAUAACUCGUGUCACGACAGGUUUUGAACAUGAAGGAAAUAUUAUUGCUAUGGAAACUGGUUUUGCACAUGUAGCUCUGCUACUCGAUUCUGGAUCUGUCUAUGUUCGGGGGCUUAAUAACUUCCAACAAUGUGUGCACAACAUCACCGAUUCGGAGAGUCUUGAUGAAUUCUACAAAAUACCACUCAAGAAACCUGUAUUAUCAUUAUGUUGUGGAUCUACUUGUACUUGUAUCGUGACACGUGAUGACAUUGUGUUUUUCGGAGAGGUGUGUGAAAGGUUUAUAGAUCCUCCGGUUUCUGUAGUCCUCGAUGGAGACUACCAAUCCUUUUCUCGAUUCUGGGUUCAUAGGAAGGAGUUUUCCAAUGAGGAAGUCAGCUUGGGUCCUUGGCAUGGAUUUAUUUAUCGACGAACCUUUCAAACGAGACCAUUUCAUUUACACUUGUUUAUCAAAAAACUUGGUGAAAAAGUGGACAAUACGAAAUUGAGUGAUAUUUCCAUUCGAACACUGACAUUGUCUGAAUGA